UUACCAAGGAUCGAUCCAACAUCGAUUGCUCCUGAUCGAAAAUAUCAGGCCUAAAGUGAUCUCGAGACUCGUUCUGGAACGCGACGACAAAUCACCCAGCCGGUCCAGAUCUUUCGCGGGUGUUUAUGUUUGGAUACUGAAUCGUGUUGCCGUCUUGUUAAAAUUUAUAAGAGUCACCUUCUCGUUCGAUUUCUUCAACCACUUACCAAGACAAUACGUUCCUCAAGAUGUCUUCAAGCGCGCUCACUUCGUCUGACAAUUCUAUCGACGCUAUAUGGGGUCCGGGGUUCAUCGGGUUUAUUGUCAGUGUGGGGUUGUAUGGACUUACUAUAUCACAAACACUUCAUUAUUAUCAAUAUUACUACCAUGAGGACGAACUACCGCUCAAGUUGCUCGUCCUGAUCGUAUUUUCAAUGGAUUCAUUUCACGUCUACGCGACAGCCCAUUCCUUUUGGCGCUAUUUCAUUGAAGGGCGUGUUAUCUCGACCCUCGGCAAUGCGCUUCCUUGGCAACUAAUUGCAUCUUUGAUGACCACCUAUGUAAUAACAUUUUUUGUACAAAGUUACUACGGAUAUCGAGUCUUUAAAGUGAGCCGACAUAAUAAAAUAAUACUGGGGGCCAUAUGUUUCUUCGCGCUCGUCCAACUUGCUUCUGGCACUGCAUUUGUGGCAGAAGAGUUCAAUGCCAAUGCCAAUGCGCGGACGGACAUAUUCUCGAAUAGUGCGUUGUUGAUACUGGAACUGUCUAGUACCGUGCUAGGCGACUUGUUGAUUACUUGCGCGACGGUCUGGUACCUCCGUGCAGAGCGAACCGGAAUGCAGAUGACGGAGAAGCUUGUCCACCGGCUUGUCAUUCACGCCAUUAAUAUGGGAAUGGUUGGAGGCCUCGUGGCGCUUGUUCAAUUGAUUGUGUUCGUCGCCCGACGCAGAGAGAUGCUAUUCUUUGCCCCGAACUUGGUUGUUAGUAAAUGCUAUGUCAAUAGUUUGCUAGCGACACUCAACGCAAGGCACUCGAUUCGUGAUGCCCGUGAUGCGUGGAUGGAUGAUGAUAAUGCGCAUGGCAUCGUUCUUCAUCGAGUCGGGCACAAUGCAUCAGCUGGACUGUGGGGACGACACAAGACACCUAUGGACAUGAAGGAACUCCGCCGCUUCCGCCUCGCCAUGCAAAAACACGCUGAUUCUAUGAGCAUGGCGACUGCCGGAGAUGAGGAGGUUCCGCAUGAUCGCAAGUAUGCCGAUCGUGGAGAUGCCAAAUCUGCGUUAAAAAAUUACGAGAUAAAAGCACAAGGAAGUGUAUUUGUGAUGGGGGACCUGGCUGCAUGAGGAAUCACCCGCAGUCUGUCCUUUACAUGACUCCCUGUAAUUGUACGCAGACGGGAUGCCGUCCGGAGGUUGGACCUCCCCAUACCUACCUUAGAAUAUCUUAUUGCUGCCAAAAAAAAAAGUAAAACUAGGAUUGUAUAACAUUCGGAGGGAUCAUAGUCUAUCUAAUGCACUGCCUUUGAACCGACAUUAGACCAACGACUUUUGAUAUAUUGCUCAGGCGGGAACGACAGGAACGACUAGGUGAAACGAGAGACCAACGAGUGAUAUCGAUCACCUCCGAUCACGGAAA
Guyanagaster necrorhizus is the source of this 1614-nucleotide messenger RNA. RefSeq lists its product as uncharacterized. The transcript has 19 exons. The record is from RefSeq and is a predicted model, not a curated record. Bases 228 to 1322 code for a protein of 364 amino acids. Lineage: Eukaryota; Fungi; Basidiomycota; Agaricomycetes; Agaricales; Physalacriaceae.